ACUCUGCUGGUCAUUUGUCCGUUUGUCCGGCAGGAUGGCCACACUCCGGCUGCUUCUGCUGCUGCUGCUGCUGGCCUGGAGCUGUGGAGGGGAGGACGUGGACGUGCUGUGUGCCGACAGUGCCUGCUAUACUUUGCACCGGGAUGAGAGCAGCUGGAAAAGCGCCCAGGAGCGCUGCGAGGGUAACGGGGGCAAUCUGGCGCCAGUGGGCAGCGCCGGCGAGGCCGCGCGGCUGCGGGAGCUGCUAGCCAGAGCCGACCGGGCCGGCCCGGCCUGGCUCGGCCUUGCCCUGCCCAGGGGUCACUGCGUGCGGCCGCAGGAGCCGCUGCGAGGCUUCUCCUGGGUGGCCGGAGGGGAGCCGACCAACUUCUCGGAGUGGGCAUCCGAACCGGCGGUCACCUGCGUGAGCGCCCGCUGUGUCGCCCUGCGGCCACCCGGCCCGCACGGCCCCGGCGGCUGGGCGGACCGCGCCUGCCGGAGCACGCUCCCGGCUUUCCUCUGCAAGUUCAGCUUCCAGGGAAUGUGCGGGCUCCUGCCGCUGGCCGGCCGCGGCACGGUCACCUACACCACCCCGUUCGGGGUGCGCAGCGCCCGCCUGGCCGCCGCUCCCUUCGGGACACUGGCCGAGGUGGAGUGCGACAGCGGCCGAGCCUCGGCCUUCGCCGUCUGCAAGGGGCCGCUAGACGGGGGUGGCUUCGCCUGGCACCCGUCGGGUCCCCUGUGCCCGGUCAACUGCGGUCACCACAACGGCGGCUGCCAGCAGCGCUGCCUGGAUGGGCUCGGCGAGUCCCCGCGCUGCGCCUGCCAACCUGGCUACGUGCUGGCCGCCGACAUGGCCUCCUGUGUUCCCGAGGAUUCCUGCCAUCCCAAUCCCUGCCAGGGAUCCUGCCGGGCGCUGCCCGGCGGCUUCGAGUGCGGCUGCGAGCCUGGCUACGCCCUGGCAGCCGACGGCCGCGGAUGCUCGGAUGUGGAUGAGUGUGAGUCGGGGCCGUGCCAGCACCAGUGCCACAACUUUCCCGGCGGCUUCCAGUGCCACUGCCGGCCCGGCUACAGCCCAGCGGGGCCCGCUGGCCACCACUGCCACGACGUGGAUGAGUGUGCCCAGCCCCACGCGUGCCCGCAGCUCUGCAUAAAUAUUCCCGGCUCCUUUCGCUGCGCCUGCCGGCCUGGCUUCCAGCGGCAGCCGGGAGGAGAGUCCUGCCUGGAUGUGGAUGAAUGCCUGCGGGAUCCGUGUCCCGGCGCCUGCCGCAACUUCCCCGGCGGCUACGAGUGCCUGUGCCCGCCUGGCUCCCUUCGGGACGCGGAUGGCCACGGCUGCAGCCCCGGAGACGCGAUUCCAAACAGUAUCCCACAGAGCUCCGGUAUCCCACAGAGCUCCACCGUCAUCCCACAGAGCUCCACCGUCAUCCCACAAAGCUCCGGCAUCCCACGCACCACGCGCAUCCCAUGGACCACGAGCAUUCCGCGUACUCUGGGAAUGCCCACCGCGGGACUGGGAGUCGGCUCGGACGAGCACAGCGCCGACGGCCCGCGGCUGCUGCUCUAUUACAUCGUCGGCAGCCUGGUGGCCAUCCUGCUCCUGCUGGCGUUCGCCCUGGCGCUCGUGGCUUGCAGGAAAAGGGCGGCCAAGAGGGAGAAGCCGCCGGCCAAAAACGCGGCCGAUAAUUAUUGCUGGGUGCCCGAGCAGCCCGAGAACCGCGGGGAGCGCAGGUAGGAGUGGGUUAAAAAUCCCAAUAAAAGGGUGGGAGGGAAUGCUUUGUACCCAAAGUGAGCUCCUCUGGCUGUUCCAGUGGGAUUUACAGUCCUGCUGCUCCAAGGGUUAACGAGAGGGGAGAGGGAAUGGGGUGGAAUUUGUCUCCUCAGGUCUGUUCCAAAAGGCAAAUUUGGAAUUGUGGGAUCAUGUUCCUAAAGGGAAACUUCUCACUUGGAAUCCUCCUGCAGUCCCUUGUACACUGCUCCCUCUGGAUUUUCCUCGUUCUCCUGGAAAAGGGUUUGAAGUCGGGAUGGGUUUGAAAUUGGAAUGUGCCUCAGCAGAGCUCGAACAGGCCCCUGCAGGCACAACCAGUGUGGGAUUUAAGGGUUACUUUUUAAAGGGUUUUAUUAAAAAUCUGUUACCUGAAACCAGGGAAAACUGCUUAUCACAGAGCCAAGGAAUGGCAUAAAGGUAGGAAAAACUGUGUUUGGAAUAACCACCUCCUUAUUUCCUGAGUAUCCUGCCUAAAUCCACUUCUAAACAGAGAAAACAAUGCUCUCCUUCCCAUCAUCCACAUGGGAGGCUGGGCUUUUCCUGUUGGAUCUUUUUUUUGGGGGGAAGAAUCCUUCCCAGCUCCAGGCUGAGUGUGUUUUCCCUCUUUCCCUGUGUAAGGAACACACUGGAAUUGGAAUAUUUGCUGAUUAUUCUGUGUAAAACUUGUAACUCCCAAAAAACUCUCUGGGCCAAGUUGCUCCCCAGGUACUUCCCAAAAUUCUUUGAGCCUCUUCCAGUCUUUCCAGUGGGAAUUCUCCUCAAUAUCCUGAGGGCCACAUCCAGCAGCACCUCCUUCAUGGUUUAUUUAUGCUAUGAAGGGCUGGAAAAGAUCAGCCACAGGAUUUGAAGGGUCCAGCAGCUUCCUGGGGUUUCUGUUUGAGUUAUUUUGUCCCUGGAGCUGAAUUGCUCCAGGAAUGGGAAUGGAACACAAAGGAGUUUGCAGUGGGUAGGGAGCUGCAUCCUGUCAUUCCAUGUGCUGAGGAAAACCCUUUCCUGCUUUUUUUUUUUUUUUUUUUUGUCUUGGGGCUCCAUUGUGAGCUGCAAACAGGAAAAUGGAGCUAAUAGGAAUGUUUUCCAUGUUCUGCCUGGGUUGAGAGAAAGGGGGGGACUGCAGCAGCAGGAUUCUUGGAAAUCCUGCUGAAAAUUCCCAAAUCCCAAGCCAGCAGAGCAUUAGGAGUAGCUGGAUCAAUGAAGGAAAUCCCAUGUAAUUAUGCCGGAUUGGGAUCUGUGGGAAGUGACAACCUUGGGGUUUUUUAAUGGGAUAUAAGGCUAUAAAAAAGGAAAAGGAAGGGUGAAGGUGGAAUCAGAGCUGGGAAAAACCUGAGGUGUGCUGUUUAUUCCCAAAAAAUUGUAAUCCUAAUUUCUGUUGCAACCUCUGUGUAUUCCAUUGGGAAAUGAUGAUGGAUCUAAGGGAAGACAGGAAUUUGUGCCAAGGUUUAGGCUGGAUUCUCCCUAAUGGAAUGUUUCCUGCUGUAGCAUCCUCCCUCCUGGUGCAAUUCCACCUGGAUUCAACCUUAUGUCUCAUUUUUCCUGCCACAUCAUGAUCUGUGGCCUCCUUAGGGAGUUGUCCAGGAACUGGUGAAUCCCACAAGUAGGAGCAAGAUAAUUUGGUGCCCUGUCUUCCAGAAGUGAUGGGAUGUUCAUCCUGCUCCUUGGAUUUUAUUUUAUUUUUUGUCAUGAAUGAGUGUUUUGCUUUCCCAGAAUGAAACUCCUGGAUUUACAACAUAAAGUUAUCCCAACACCUCUCUCCAGAUGCAAUUCCAAGAAAACUUGAACAAAAAUGUGUUUGUAGUGGGUUUUAAUAAAGAUAUUCCUAAAAAUC
Vidua macroura (Pin-tailed whydah) is the source of this 3569-nucleotide messenger RNA. RefSeq names its product CD93 molecule (gene CD93). The transcript has a single exon. NCBI's taxonomy places the organism in Eukaryota, Metazoa, Chordata, Aves, Passeriformes, Viduidae. Gene Ontology annotation, molecular function: calcium ion binding. The record is from RefSeq and is a predicted model, not a curated record. The coding region runs from base 35 to 1714 and encodes 559 amino acids.